AUCAUCUCUACAGUCUAUUUCUGAUUGCUAACUUUACGCUUCUCUAUUUGAAGUCGACAGCAUGAAGAUAUUCCUUGUUCUAACGAUUACUCUGGCUGUUGCCUGUGCCCAAGUUCUUCCGUUGGAGGAGAGCCCUAAACCUUAUGCUUUCAGCUAUGUAGCAGAGGCUGAAGAUGGCAGCAGCAGCCGUUCGGAAACUGCAGAUGGAACUGGUAUAGUCCGGGGCUCCUACGCCCUCAGUGACAUUGACGGUCGCAAUCGUGUUGUGGAAUAUGUCGCCGGUCCUGAUGGCUUCACUGCAAAAAUUCGAACCAACGAACCUGGAACCGAAAAUGCUGCCCCAGCUAACGUCGAGAUAGAAUCCAGUGCAGAAAAUACGAAUCUCUUACUGAACACUCCAUUGAAGCCAGCAGCCAGGAGUGCAAACAGUGCUGAAACUCCUCGAAGAGCUGGUGUGCGAUAUGUUCUCGUUCCUGAAACCGAAAUCCGUAGUCGCACCUAUUAGGAUAAACAGAAAAUCGUCUUAGUGUUUUAAAUUAUAGUCUCUAAGAAAAAAUUACUGAAGUAUAUUAUUAGUACUAAAAAGCAACUGUCAGCUUAAUUUUGAGGCUAGCACAAAACCUUUUUGGUGGUGGUAGUGGAAAAAAAUUCAUUCAAAUCCUAUUUUAAAACUUCUUCAAACACAAAACAUUCUUCUCGGUGGUAGUGAGAAAAACUCAUCAAGAUCGUCCCUUUAAAACUUAUCGAAUGAAUGAAAGAUUUAUAAAGUAGCUAAUCUUAAUUUAUCUAUACAGAAGCUUUCAGCUUAUGCCGAGACCUUGCACGCCAGCUGCCAAUUUCUUUACAUCAAACAGCUUUCUUUUUACAAAAUUCAUAAAUUUGUAUUGCUUUCUGUAAAUAAAUAUUUUAUACCAAAAA
Stegodyphus dumicola is the source of this 918-nucleotide messenger RNA. Its product is annotated as cuticle protein 10.9-like. Gene Ontology annotation, molecular function: structural constituent of chitin-based larval cuticle. Gene Ontology annotation, cellular component: chitin-based extracellular matrix. The record is from RefSeq and is a predicted model, not a curated record. Lineage: Eukaryota; Metazoa; Arthropoda; Arachnida; Araneae; Eresidae.